Molecule: messenger RNA, 1008 nt
Organism: Ogataea angusta
Lineage: Eukaryota; Fungi; Ascomycota; Pichiomycetes; Pichiales; Pichiaceae
Exons: 1
Coding region: 1-1008 (335 amino acids)
Source: RefSeq, a predicted model, not a curated record
AUGUCCAUUACACAGCUCUUUCCUGACGCCAUCACAGACGGCGAGGGAACCACUUACAUACCGCUUAAAGGCUCAGAGUACGCAAACAGCAAUAGCGAGCAUUUGUUCACCGCGAAACACUACGAUUGGCGCGACGAUUUUGUCAACAACGGCUAUGUCGUGAUCAAAAACGCUAUUCCGCGAGACCGCGCGCUGGAAUACCAGAAAGAAGUGUUCCAGCUGGUAGCCACAUUUGCCAGCGUUGACUUUGACAAUCCCGCCUCUUGGACACCAGAAACCCUGCCCUCUGUGCCGGGCAAUAUCUACAGCGGCCACGGACUCAACCACGAAAAAGUGUUUUGGGACGCACGGCUUGAGCAAGGCGUUGUCGACACAUUCGCGCAUCUUUGGGGUACCGAUCAGCUUCUUGUGUCCUACGACGGCUUCAAUGUCACACUUCCCGUAGAGCGAACCAUACAACCGUGGCCGCAUUUCGACCAGUCGCCGUAUAAAAAGGGCCUGCACUGUGCGCAAGGAAUUAUCUGUUUGAGCGACCACACACCUUCUGACGGCGGUCUAGUGGUCUACCGGCGCUCGCAUCUUUUGUUUGAGGAGUUUUUCCAGACUUUUCCUGACUGGGAAAAAGACGACUACGUCGAGCUGACUCCUGAGCAGCUGGCGUGGUUCACAGAGCGCGGAUGUGAGGAGUUCAAGAUCUCGUGCGAGGCGGGCGACCUCAUUAUUUGGGACUCGCGGACGUGCCACUGGGGAAAACCUCCGACGGAAAAAAGUGAGCACGUUCGCACGGUCCUGUAUGCAUCGUAUGCUCCGGCGCAAUUUGCGUCGGCCGAGUUUCUGGAAAAACGUAGCAGGCUCUUCUACGCUGGUGAGGGAACCACGCACUGGACUCACACAAACCUGGCGUCGUAUUCAGCACCUAUUCCUGCGCUGGCCGACAGAAAUACGCCCAGUAGUCCGCCAGAGCUUUCCGACAGGCUGCUGCGGCUGGCCGGUAUAAAAAGUUACUAA